Aspergillus niger is the source of this 285-nucleotide messenger RNA. RefSeq lists its product as uncharacterized. The coding region runs from base 1 to 285 and encodes 94 amino acids. NCBI's taxonomy places the organism in Eukaryota, Fungi, Ascomycota, Eurotiomycetes, Eurotiales, Aspergillaceae. The transcript has 2 exons. The record is from RefSeq and is a predicted model, not a curated record.
AUGCCGCACACCAAAACCGACACCGCGUUCCGAUACCCCCAGAACGAUGAGCAGAGCCGUCGUCUUCGCAACACCACCCAGAAUCAAAGAGCUGCUGAUCGACAGCAAUUUUCAUCGCAGUCAGCCACUGCGGCAUCCCUGGCAGCCGAUCCCACCUCUAGCUGGGGUCCAGAGGAAUACUUUGAGACCACCGUCGAUGAGUAUGAUGGUGCGAGGAUGAAUAGAGGCGUCUCAGGCCAGGAUGAGGCGGAUGCCUUUGAGGCUGCGAAUGAUAAAUUUGAUUAA